UCAGCGGGAAGGAGGCGAGGCAGGAGGCUCCGUCGAGAGGUGGUUGCCCGCUUCCCACCAGUCGACGUCGCUCGCUCAUCCGCUCAAGACAUAACACGAUGAGAGCGUUCAGCUGGGUCCCGCUGCUGGGCCUCCUCGCUGCCCUUUGCGCGGCCCAAGAGGGAGGUAGUCCGGGUACUAAGUCCACUGUGAUUCAUCUGGUCACUUCGCCUCAACAAUCCAUGCAGAGCCGCGCCGCCAUGCAGUCAAGGCUUGAGGCGCUGGAGGAGCUUGCGAACUCGAAAUUGAGCGUCGUGACCCCGGAGAGUAAGUUGCAGCCGGGGUCAGAGGCGUCACCCCCACAGAAGACCUCCUCGGGCGGCGGCAUUCUUGACACCGUGCAUGGGCUCAUAUCAUCCUUGUCCCCGAGCGCCCCAGCCAUCCCUCCUUCGCGCGCCGAGGUCGUUGAGAACCAGGGCGGGGAGCAACUAGCGGCCCAAACUGCUGACCCGGAGGAGGUGGAGGGCGAAGCUGCGGCAGAGAAAGCACCCGUAGACAACACAGACGUCGAGGAGUCCACCCCCACCUUCGAUGCUCAGCCGGAGGAACCACCACCCGUCAACAACAAUAACAACAAUAACAAUAACAAAAAGAACAAGAACAAGAACAACAACAGUAACAACGAUGGGCGGCUGGUGCGUCGGUACAACGAGGUGACGGACAGUGUGUUGAAGCUGCUGAGUCGCUCCCUGUCUGAGCUGGAGCCGCUGCCCAUCACCAUCAACGACGACGUAGCUCUCUCAGCCUUAGAGAGUGAUGAUGUCAGCCCAGAGUCUAUACCUGAAGGGACUCACCCACAUCCUUACUUUCCCAGAGCACUCAUGGCCCUUGAGGCGAGUGAACCAGAGCCUGAACCUGAACCAGAGAGUGAAUCCGCAGGCGAAACUGGUUCUCAGUCUGGUGGUGGCAACAAAAAGAACAAGAGAAAAAAAAACAGGAAGAACAAGAACAAGAACAAGAACAAGGAUGAAGACUCUGAUAUGGAGGAGCCUGAGAGGGGCCCUAACAGGAAGAACAAGAACAAGAACAAGAACAAGAACAAGAACAAGAACAAGGACGAAGACUCUGAUAUGGAGGAGCCUGUGAGGAACGCUAACAGGAAGACCAAGAAGGACAAGAACAAGGACGCAGCGAACCCAGAAGAGGAGGAAGAGGAGGUAGUUGAGACCAGGCCAUCCAAGAACAAGAAGAACAAGAACAAGGGGAACAAGAACAAGAGGAACAAGAACAAGAGGAAGAACAACAGGAAGAACAAGAGGGGCAAGAAGAACAGGUCUGCCGCGGAGAGCAGGGACGGCCGCGCAAUGCUUGAGGAUGAUGAUGGCAAGGACGAGGAGGCACCAGCUUUCAUGGGACGCAGAAAGGACGCACCAGAAAGGAAGAACAGGAAGAAUAACAACAAGGGCAACAAGAAGGGCAACAAGAAAAACAAGAACAGGAAGAACAGGAAGAAUAACAACAAGAAGCACCGCAAAAACCAGGCAGAUGGGAAGGUGGAGAGCAGAGAAGACUCCGGCCCAGUGCUCCCAUCGGUGGAGGAGCGAGAGCUUAGCAAUGCCUACAUCACCGGCCUCACCGCCCUCAGUCGUGAAGGGGAUGUGAUGGUGGAAGCCAGUGCCAACGCUAUCCUGGUGGACGUCAAGGUGAAGGUUGGGCCCCUCAUGGUCCAGCUGGCAGACUCAGCACGUGCUCUCACCAAGUCCCAGGUGUCCACCACUCUGGAGGCCGACAUGCAGUUCAGGAUCAAGAACAAGGGACGUGGCCGGCAGCUCAUCAGGCUCGUGGACCUAAGCAUGGGUGACCCCGAGGAGGUGAACGUGGCGCGCUUCGACCUGCCCCUGGAACCCGAAGUCGUGUCCGCCGCACAGGACGAAGUGCGCAACGCCCUGGACGUGUCCCGCAUCGGCCGCAUCUUCAGGAGGCAGCUGGAGGCCAUCUUUAAGGAGGACAAUGUGGUGCAGAACCUUGAACAUCACGAACUCCUCAAGAAGGAGUGAGCCGCGCCGCCCCAGCCCACAGCCCAGUGUCGUGACGCCGCCAGUCAGCAGCGGGAGGGGGGAGGGGGGAGGGGGGCGGAGUGUCUGCGAAGGCUCUCUGCCCAAGGUAAAAAUGAUCCUUGUGGCCGAGUGUUGGCGGGAAUACUUACGAGCGGCGUGCGGGGCUGGCGUGCUGCUGGCUGGCCGGGGUGGUUGUCCAGGUGCCGCGCGGGUCCUGUACAGGUAACCACUAACGAAGACGACCCCCGCCACCUGAAGCUGCCUCCCCCACACACCCACGGCCCUCACGCCCAACCCUCACGUGGUGUCUCAGGGAUCCCUGCGUUCCCCUCACACACACACACGCACACGCACACGCACCCUAACGCACGCACACUCAUAAAUGGUCACAUACACACCCAAGGCCUUGAGAUUUUUUGGCCUCCCGCACACACACACACGCACACGCACGCAUACACCCACGGGCACACCCACACACCCACACGCACGCACGCACGCACGCACGCACACGGCCACUGGUGUUGAGUGUCGCUCCUCUAGACACGUUUAGGUUGUAGUUAGCAGUAGAGCAUCACCGAGGAUCAAAAUUUUGUAUCACCCUGUCAUUGAAACGCCAAAGGCAAGAUGCAUCAUGCCCUGUCCGUGUACAUACCUUACAACCCAAACCAUUAUCAUGCUAACCUUUACUACACUAUUUAUUUGUUAUUUAUUAUUCCUUUAUUUAUUCAUGUAUGUUUUCUUUAAUUCUCCAUGCUUUCCCUAUCCGGGCAAUUAAUCAGUAAUAAAAUAAAAUGAUAAAAUGAUGAAUAAAAAUAAGUUAAGAAU
Eriocheir sinensis (Chinese mitten crab) is the source of this 2861-nucleotide messenger RNA. Its product is annotated as ABC transporter F family member 4-like. NCBI's taxonomy places the organism in Eukaryota, Metazoa, Arthropoda, Malacostraca, Decapoda, Varunidae. The record is from RefSeq and is a predicted model, not a curated record. The transcript has 12 exons. Bases 99 to 2036 code for a protein of 645 amino acids.